Molecule: messenger RNA, 1587 nt
Organism: Mizuhopecten yessoensis (Yesso scallop)
Lineage: Eukaryota; Metazoa; Mollusca; Bivalvia; Pectinida; Pectinidae
Product: 6-phosphogluconolactonase-like
Exons: 5
Coding region: 20-745 (241 amino acids)
Biological process (GO): pentose-phosphate shunt; carbohydrate metabolic process
Molecular function (GO): 6-phosphogluconolactonase activity
Source: RefSeq, a predicted model, not a curated record
CCUUCUAUUCACAUUCAAAAUGGCGGCGCGAAUCGUCAUUGGCGAGACGGACACGGAGGUGGCAAGCACACUUUGUGAUUUUGUGGUUGACAAGGCCAACAAAGCCAUCAAAGAAAAUGGACAAUUCACUGUAGGGGUUUCUGGUGGAAGUUUGGCCAAAUUUUUAUGCAAAGGUUUGCCAAAAAAUACAACAGAUUGGUCCAAAUGGAGGAUAUUUUUUUGUGAUGAGAGGCAUGUGCCCUAUGACAAUCCGGAAUGUACCUAUCAGAUCUACCUGUCAGGAUUAGUCAGGAAAGUCAACAUGGCUGAAAGUAACAUCUUUCCUAUUAAUCCAGAUUUAACAGUUGAAGAAGCAGCUAACGACUAUUUGAAAAAGAUCCGGACUGUGUUCCCAGGGGACAGUAUUCCAAGGUUUGACAUGCUUUUGCUAGGAAUGGGUCCUGAUGGUCACACAUGUUCUUUGUUUCCUGGCCACCCUCUACUGCAGGAAUCAUCAAAAAUUGUUGUUCCAAUAAGCGACUCUCCUAAACCGCCACCUAGUCGUGUCACCAUGACGUACCCCAUCAUCAACAACUGUGCCUGCGCGGUAUUCGCAUCCUGUGGAGCAAGCAAGGCUGAAAUGGUCCAGAGAGUAUUGGAAGGUAAUGAGAAGAGCCCUCUUCCUGCUGCCCGUGUGCAACCAACCAACGGGGAACUUGUCUGGUUUCUGGAUAAAGCAGCAGCAGCCAAUCUCAAGGCUCAUUGACUAGUGAACCAACAACAAAGGCCUGCAACUCCGUCACACAAACUCUGAUAGUAUGACUAGCGAACAAACAACAAAGGCCUGCAACUCCGUCACACAAACUCUGAUAGUAUGACUAGUGAACCAACAACAAAGGCCUGCAACUCCGUCACACAAACUCUGAUAGUAUGACUAGUGAAUAAACAACAAAGGCCUGUAACUCCGUCACACAAACUCUGAUAGUAUGACUAGUGAACAAACAACAAGAGCCCAUUACACCACAUGCUCUGGUAAUACAUCAGGAUUGACCUUCAUUUUGACAGCAUAUAUACAGUAGCAUGAACGCAGCUGGCAACAAACAUAUUCUAUGGUGUGCCUUAGCGCUCCGUAAAGAAUAUUUUCGUUGCCAACUGCGUGCACACUACCGUAUGCGCCGUUAAAAUGAAGGUCAAUGCUUAUCCUUAUAUUUACAUCCAAAAAAUGUUAAAAUGCUACAAUACACAGAAAAAGCUGUCAAAAUGGGUUGCUGCAAUGAUAACUCGGUUGCUAGAAUAAUAUAUAGUUCCAGUGAAUCUAUAUCGACCUAUGAGUAAGUUUAGAAAAUCCACAGUGAUCAACACUAUUUUUCUUCCUUUAAAAACUUUUAACUUUGGAAACAAGUAGUGUGAGGAGCUUUUCAAACAUUUUUAUUCAUUUAUAACAAUUGUCAUGCGUGAUAUAUUUGUUUGCUAUUGAUAUAUUUUGACAUCAUUUACACAAACCUUUUGUUUCUAGUUUUCAUGUAUCAUUUUUUGAGUUUGUGAAUGUCUAUCUUUUAAAUUGUUUUUUGGCUCAAAUUGUCGAUGGGCCGUUAUACAAUACAAUAA